Messenger RNA from Diaporthe citri, 807 nucleotides. RefSeq lists its product as uncharacterized. Bases 1 to 807 code for a protein of 268 amino acids. Lineage: Eukaryota; Fungi; Ascomycota; Sordariomycetes; Diaporthales; Diaporthaceae. The transcript is spliced from 4 exons. The record is from RefSeq and is a predicted model, not a curated record. Gene Ontology annotation, biological process: mycotoxin biosynthetic process.
AUGUUUGGCGCGUUUGAGAAGUAUCACCACAGUGACGACACUGCAGGCUCCGACGAGGAGGAGACCUUCCUCCCCAAGUCCGAUCCAAAGAUCGAAAGCGUCGUACGAGGCUCAUCUUGGACGGAUCAUGUGUGGAAAGCAACGACUCUUCUUUUCGCAGUCCUCUUUGUUGUGUCUCUCUUCUUUCCUCGGCCUAUGAUCUUUCAAUCUAGGGAUACUUACGAGACCGGUUUUGAUACCGACUUGGAGCCAGCGGUUGCAUCAAUCAGAAUGCAGCGAACCAAGUUCGCAGGCGGAAUCAUUGUAAAUGAUUCGGAUGCCUUCGAACUCGUGCUGGACCAAGGGGCGCCUCAAUAUACUGGCCAUCCCACACAGAAGCUUGACGACAACUGGGACAGGCUGGUCGGUGGAUACAUAGCUCUCACACAGGCGGAAGCCGCCAAAAUCCAGGGCGAGGUCUCCGUGGAUGGCGGCAGCUACUUCGUAGUACCACAUGUACGGCAUAGUCUCCACUGCGUGAACUAUCUCCGAAAGGUGGCGUAUGAGAAGUGGUAUCCUACGAUUCGCACUGAGAACAAACCUACUGUGCCGACAUUUUGGCAGCACGUCGACCAUUGCAUCGAGACGUUGAGACAUACUGUCCAGUGCCAAUCGGAUCUUACGCCAGUGCCCCACGUCUGGUCAGAAGGAAAGCAGAUGUAUUUGGCAGACACGAGUCUGGAACAUACCUGCAGAAAUUACGAGGCACUUAUGAAUUGGCAAGACAGACGUGAAGACGCAUUCAAGGCCAAGAUGGGCCACGAAUAG